AUGAGAUUUGAUAUAGGCAUCAUCAUCCUCCUCUUCAUUGCGACCCUUACGGUGGCCUACACCAGAGACCACCAUAUUGUUGAUGAUGAUUUCGUUAUUGAAGAUCCGUACGCUGAUUUGGAGGAACUUCAUGGAACUGCGACUGGCGGUAUGAACCCUCGUGAACCUGAGCAACUCGAGGAGGAAUUCAAAAGGUUUGAUACCAAUAAUGAUGGAGGUAUCGAUCCACAAGAAGUGAGGGCUAUAUAUAAAGGCUAUAUGGACCAGGCGGAUUUGUUCAAGUUUUAUAGUGAAGCCGAUAAGAACGAGGACGGCUUGAUUGAUAUGAAUGAAUAUAAGGCGUAUGCUCGAAUGAACUAA
Messenger RNA from Perkinsus marinus ATCC 50983, 360 nucleotides. RefSeq names its product Polcalcin Syr V, putative. The transcript is spliced from 5 exons. The coding region runs from base 1 to 360 and encodes 119 amino acids. The record is from RefSeq and is a predicted model, not a curated record. Gene Ontology annotation, molecular function: calcium ion binding. Lineage: Eukaryota; Perkinsozoa; Perkinsida; Perkinsidae.